Anisakis simplex (herring worm) is the source of this 3033-nucleotide messenger RNA. Lineage: Eukaryota; Metazoa; Nematoda; Chromadorea; Rhabditida; Anisakidae. The record is from the annotation of a GenBank genome assembly.
AUGAAAUGGAGCGAUGUAUGUGUGCACAUAAUGGGAUUGGGUUUGGAGAGCCAUCGUGGUUUUGUGGUUGUGGAUGAUGGUGAUGAUGAUGAAGUUAUAGUUCUUUGUGGUUGUCGUGAACACUGGCAACUGAUAUCAGAGGAAACGAAAGGAAAGGUGGGAAGGAACGGAGCACUGAGUUUUGCUACUGGGCUGCCUUGGUUACACGCUUCGACGACUAGUGGCAGUGUUGAGUUGUCGGCCAUCAUCAUUUUCCACUCAUGCGGCGGUCAUCUCAACACUGCCGUCGAUUCACGUCGUCUAAUGUCAUUUACUCUGCUGUUGCUUCUGCCACUCUUCGUUCCUUGUUUCGUCGUUCCGCUGCCUCAGUGGGCGCAUCUAAUGCCUACCACUUGUGGCUUUCCAAAUUGCAAAUUUCGAUCUCGCUAUCGGGGCCAAGAAGACAAUCGUCAUUUCUAUCGCAUUCCUAAACGACCACAGGUGCUGCGCCAACGUUGGUUGCACGCUAUUGGCCGAACUGAAGAGACUGUUGUAAGUCAGGUUAGUGGUGUAUUAAGUGGCUUGUUGCUAAAAUGUGAUGGUCGCUUGAUCGCGAAACCGAACCUCAAACCUUUGCAGCUUCGUAUUUGUUCUGCGCAUUUCGAGGGCGGUGAAAAGAAGGAGGGUGAUAUCCCUGUGCCCGAUCCACAGUUGGACACGCCUAUUUCAAUAUCGUUACCGCCGAAAGAGACAAAAAACGCGGAACGUCGAAAGGCUGCAGCGUGUGCAGCUGCCCGGAGUGCUACUGUGAAAAGUAACAGCUCACGCUCCCAAGAAAGCGGUAGUCGUCACUCGAACCUGAAACGAAUUGCACUUAACAGUGCUGCUGCUACUACUACUACUACUGCUACUGGUGCUGGUGCAAAUCAUCAUCACCGUCAUCAUCUGCUCAACUCCAAGAAUAGAUUUCUGAUCGUUGACGAUUCAAAGCACCAUCAUCCUGCCCAUCAGCAACAUCUGCUGAAUCAAGAUUCGAAUCAGCUUCAGGAUCCUCUAAAUCCAACAACUCUAAAUCAUCAUCAAACAGCUCCAAUAAGCCCAACAACUUCUUCAUCCACAGCAACUGUUGUCACCACUACUGCGAUUACUUCUUCGAAUAGUGUUGCAAAUACUGUUGACAAUAAUACCACCAACUGCAAUUCGCAACACCAAGCAUCCGUUCAGCAGCCACCCAACAGUCGACGUCGUCAGCCAUCUACUACUACUGCAGCAGCAGCAUCUUCAUCCAGCAACAAUCACACAUCCCACCAGUCCACCACAACCAAUAGCACUGUUCUUACCCUCGCUGACCUUCGCACCCAUUUCGUCUCCGACAUUCUCACCAUGAGCGGUCGUAUGUCAAAUGGUGCAAGUGCUCGGCCUUUGGUCGCCUUAUUGGAUGGCCGAGAUUGUUCGAUUGAAAUGCCCGUGCUGAAAGAUGUUGCAACUGUUGCGUUCUGCGAUGCACAGUCAACUCAUGAGAUACACGAAAAGGUUUUGAAUGAAGCAGUUGCGGCGUUAAUGUGGCACUCAAUAACGUUGGAGCGCGAAGAUUUGGAAAAGUUUAAAGCACUGCGAGUGGUUGUGAGGAUUGGCACUGGUAUUGACAAUAUCGAUAUUAAGGCUGCCACAGAACUCGGUAUUGCGGUUUGUAAUACUCCCGGUGAUUGCGUGGAAGAGGUUGCAGAUACGACAAUGUCUUUGAUAUUGAAUAUGUAUAGGAAAACUUAUUGGUUAGCAAAAGCUGUAUCCGAAGGUAAAAAGAUAUUGGGCGUUGAACAAGUUCGAGAAUUAGCGAAUGGCAGUACACGAAUUCGGGACGAUAUGUUAGGGAUUAUAGGAUUGGGUCGAGUGGGUACGGCCGUAGCAAUGCGUGCAAAAGCGUUCGGAUUUAAGAUUUGUUUCUUCGAUCCUCAUCUACCCGAAGGGGUGGACAAGGCGUUGGGAUUGGAACGUUGUUACAAUCUGGAUGAUGUCUUAUUUAAAUCUGAUUGUAUCACUCUGCAUUGCCCCCUCACCGACGAAACCAGGCAUAUGAUCAACGACAUGACAAUCAAACAGAUGCGACCUGGAGCGUUCAUUGUAAAUACGGGUCGAGGAGGCCUCAUUCAAGAAAGUGCGCUCGGUGAUGCUUUGAAAUCUGGGCAUAUUAAAGCAGCUGCGUUAGACGUUCAUGAACAUGAACCAUUCGAUCCUUUGGCCAUGGGACCUUUAACAUCAGCACCAAAUAUCAUUCAUACACCUCAUUCGGCUUGGUUUUCGGAUACGUCCUGUAAAGAUCUUCGUCUGUCAGCUGCACGUGAAGUAAGGCGUGCAAUAUUGGGUCGAUGUCCUCAUGAUCUCACGAACUGUGUUAACAAAGAAGCACUUCUGGCUGCGCAUGCUCGUCGACCCACGUCCACAUCAACUGCACCCAACGUAUCCACCUCGUUCAAUCCACUUGCUGCUGCUAUGCCUAAUUUUGGUACUUCUAUCGCUGACGGGUUUAGUAGUUUACCGGUAGGAAGUAGCUUGCCAUCAUUUCCAUAUUCGAAUCCUUUGCUUGCAAUGGGUAAUCCGUUGUUGAAUCCGUUGAUGAUGAAUCCGAGCACGGCUGCACUGGCCAGUUUCGCAAGCGCAGCCGCGAACACACACCACAGUGGUCCAGCGGCUGCCCUGUCUUCACUAGCGGCUGCCACCACUGGCAUAACCCCUUCGGCAUCACCAGCCGCACGACAGUCUCCGGCUGUACAGAUUUCGCACUCUCCGAAGGCCAACAAUAGCUCCCGAUCAACGAUCUCGCCAGCUGUUCGACCAACCGCUUCUCCAGAGACAAGUACAGACACUACAAAAGCUGACUCUCCUCCAAGCCAGCAGCAGCAACAACACCUUGCUGCUUCAACCACUACGACAACAUCUCCUUGCAAGAGUCCCGGGCCUACCACUGUCGCUAAGGUUCCAACGAUCGCACUAGAUUCAUUGGGCAAUUUGGCGGAUGACGAUGCACCCUCAGCACUUAAGCUUGAUGCUGAAUGA